CAACUUCAACUUGUUUCUGGUUAGUUGUCAACUGGACGGCGAAGUGGGCGCUUGUUGAAAGUGGCUCUGCAACUCUGUCCGCGUGCUUUUAAUAUUUAUAUGUAUUUUACAAUAUUCUAACAGAAAACCUUAUUGUUUUCAUAUCUGUCAAGAUUAAAGGCGUUUUGCUAUUACAAUCUGCGUUUAUUGUAAGCGAAAUUUUGCGUAUAAAGUGUGUUUACAAAUAUCGGCCGUCGAUUAAAAUUUUAAAUAAUGUGUUAGUACAAUAAUUUCUGCGAUAUAAACUGUCGAUAAAGAUGGGUUCCCCUCAGAAGGAUAUCGAGUUGAGUCCGGUGAAGCCGGAAGCUCACGCGAGCACUGCGGCGGAGAAGUUAAAUGUGCCGGUGAACGAUGAAGAAGAUGUUAUUAUUGGAAGGUUUAGGAAGAUAAGUUCGGCCAAGUCCAUGGCGGCGACGAACGGGAACAUUCAGUACCCUACUGCUACUGACCUGCCGGCGAGGAGUGACGACGUGGAGGCAGGGUUACAGUUCAGGACGCGGGAGCCGGGUGAGAAAGAUCGUUUGCUGCCCGAAGGAGUGUCCAACGGGUCUGUCACGAUCCAGUCCCGCUCACCCGUCACUAAGAGCAGCUUCCGUGAUAUGGAGAAACCAUCUAGAUUCAAGGAUCAGCCGUCUGCCACCAGAUUUCAGAUGGAGGACCAUGAAGAUGAACAGGAACAUACAGACUCUGACGGUAUGGACAGCGACGACCCCCUCACAUGUACCGACACUAAGUACGGCAAGAGUUUCAGGCACUUCACUCGAGAAGCUUUGCCAAGGCUGGACAACUAUAGAAAUGUGUUGUCGCUCCAUGCAGCGCCCCGACCUACUUUAGAUGAACUCCACAACGCUUCUUUAUCAAGAAAGCCUCAAGCCAUAGAGAAGGACUUAGCAACACCAGCGCUGACGUCAUCGAACAUAAAGUUCGGCUGGAUCAAGGGCGUGCUGAUGCGAUGUCUCCUCAACAUAUGGGGGGUCAUGCUGUUCCUGCGGCUGUCCUGGGUCGUGGGGCAGGCGGGCGUGGCGCAGUCAAUGCUCCUGAUCCUCACUACGUCUGUGGUCACCACCAUCACGGCGCUCUCCAUGUCUGCCAUCAGCACCAAUGGCGUUAUCAAAGGAGGUGGAACAUACUACAUGAUAUCCCGAUCCCUUGGGCCUGAGUUCGGCGGGUCUAUAGGCUUGAUAUUCUCCAUGGCGAAUGCUGUGGCGUGUGCUAUGUAUGUCGUGGGCUUCGGCGAGUCGCUAAUCACGCUUAUACCGGAGUCCGCUUAUAUGGUUGAUAAAGGAUGGGACCAAGCAAUCUACGGCUGUAUAACAAUAGUCCUACUAACGGGUAUUGUAAUGGUCGGCAUGGAAUGGGAGGCGAAGGCCCAAAUAGUCCUACUGGUCAUCCUACUGGCCGCCAUAGCAGACUUCUGUAUAGGGUCCAUAAUAGGACCUAAGAGCGAUCUCGAAUUGGCGCAGGGAUUUGUGGGGUAUAAUUGGACUGUACUACAAAGUAACAUAGGACCAGACUACAGGUUCUUUGAAGGUGUGGAGCAUAACUUCUUCUCUGUGUUCGCGAUAUUCUUCCCCGCCGCCACUGGGAUAUUGGCUGGUGCUAAUAUUUCCGGUGAUCUUAAGGACCCUCAAAAAUCAAUUCCCAAAGGCACCCUCCUAGCGAUCCUGCUAACCACCAUAUCGUACCUGGUGAUAGCCCUCCUGGCGGGCUGGACCGUGCUGCGCGACGCGUCGGGGGACGUCGCGGAUAUCGCGGCGUGGACGAUGGCCGACUGUGCUGUCAACCGAACCUGUGCCUACGGCCUGCAGAAUAGUAAUGAUGUAAUACGUCUUGUGUCAGGCUUCGGUCCACUGAUCUACGGCGGUUGUUUUGCGGCUACUUUGUCAUCUGCACUCGCGUCUCUUGUCUCUGCGCCUAAAGUAUUUCAGGCGUUAUGUCAAGACAAGUUGUACCCGUACCUGGAGUUCUUCGCGAAGGGGUACGGACAGAACAACGAGCCGGUGCGUGGAUACGUGCUUACCUUCGUCAUCGCUGUUGCCUUCAUACUUAUGGGUGGUUUGAAUCAGAUCGCGCCGCUAAUCUCGAACUUCUUCCUGGCUGCGUAUGCGCUCAUCAACUUCUCUACCUUCCACGCCAGUUUAGCCAAGCCUGUAGGCUGGAGACCUACUUUUAGGCUGUACAACAUGUGGCUGUCGCUGGUGGGCUCGAUCCUGUGCGUGGCGAUAAUGUUCGUGAUCUCGUGGAUCACUGCGCUCGUCACCUUCGCCUUCCUGCUCACGCUGUACCUGCUCGUGUCUUAUAGGAAGCCGGACGUGAACUGGGGCUCGACGACGCAGGCGCAGACGUACAAGGCGGCGCUCAGCGGCGUCUACCAUCUCAACGCCGUCACCGAACAUGUCAAGAAUUACAGGCCUCAGAUCCUGGUGCUGACGGGCUUCCCGGGCGAGCGGCCCAUCCUCACAGACUUCACUUACCUGCUCACUAAGGGACACUCGCUCAUGCUAUGCGGACAUAUAAUGCAGGGUCAAGUGAGUCACCGCGGCCGCGAGGCGCUGUGCAGCCGCGCCUACCAGUGGUUCACGCGCCGCAAGAUCAAGGCCUUCUACUCCAUCGUCGACGACGUGGGGUUCAAAGACGGCGCCAGUGCUCUUGUACAGGCUAGUGGUAUCGGCAAGUUGAAGCCAAACAUUCUACUGAUGGGAUUCAAAGAGAACUGGCAAACGAGCGAACGAAACGAAAUUGUCGACUAUGUUGAAGUUAUGCACAAAGCACUAGACGUGCACAUGGCGAUAGCAUUACUCCGUGUCGAAGGCGGGCAGUAUUCAUCCGACGCGCUGGACGACGACCUUCAGGCGUACCUCUCCGAUGUCAAUCUUAAGGACCUCUCUGCUUUCUCACGUUCCAUGGGCGAUAACAAGGAAUCUAAGUCCACUGAGAGCCUCAACACGCAUUCCAGAGGUAGCAGUAUGUCAGACGUGUCACUGGGGUCGCCGGACCUGAGACGCGCCGUGUCUGCGGACCCCGGCGCUAGCAAGGAAAAUGGUCCGAAAACUGAUGAUAAAGAGAGUCAAAGCAAAGGGCUCGGCAACGUGGUCCGUCGCGCGUUAGGCACGACUCGCACGCGUCGCACGUCGUCCUUCACUUCAGUGGAACAGUUCACUAAGAGGCAGGCCGGCACCGUGGAUGUGUGGUGGCUAUAUGAUGAUGGAGGUCUAACCCUACUCCUGCCAUACAUAUUAUCAACUCGGCGGGCGUGGUCGUCCUGCCCUCUGCGGGUGUUCACUCUAGCCAAUAAGAACACAGAACUUGAGAUUGAGGAGCGAAACAUGGCGUCUUUACUAUCAAAGUUCCGGAUAGACUAUUCUGCGCUGAAGAUGGUGGCGGACAUCACGCGGCGGCCGAAGGACUCCACGCUCGCAUACUUCGACAAGCUCGUCGCGCCCUUCAAGUGUGCCGAUGAUGAUAAUUCCGGCAUAACAGAAGCGGAUCUCCUCGCCGCUCAAGAUCGCACCCAUCGGCACCUGCGGCUCCGCGAGCUGAUCGCGUCACACUCAUGUUCCGCGCGGCUGGUGUGCGUGACGCUGCCCAUGCCGCGGCGCCGCGCGGUCGUUCCGCCCGCGCUGUACCUCGCCUGGCUGCACGCCAUCGCUACGGCUGCUGAUCGGACGCUGCUGGUGAGGGGCAACCAUGCUGCUGUACUCACCUUCUAUUCUUAAGACCCUAGACUAUGUUGGAAGUAAUUUCAGGUUGCGCAAUUUUGCGCAGGUUUAGCGCAAGAUUUUGACAGUUAUAUACAAGCCUUCUUAAUAGCUUAAAAAGAGAUGUACGGUCGUGCUCUUUCUAAUCUUAUUUACAAGGACAUUUGUAAAGCAGUGUCAGUAUUUACAUACCCUGUUGGUGAGAGGAAAUCAUCCUACCGUUUUCACGUUUUAUUUUUCGGUUCGUAGAUGUUUAAAGAGUUUUUCAUAUAUCUUAGCGCAGAUUUUGUGCAAAAGUGUCUUGUGUGAUGAAGGUAACAAUUGAUCCUUACAAACAAUACUGUUUUUAAGGAAGUACGAUUUCCUCUGAAAACCAGAGCGAUAAGAUGUUGUCCUCCUAUUCCUUUUGAACAGUAUAUUUUUCUACUGUAUAAUAUGUGUAGCUAUAUCGUGCAUAACUGUUCGCGUAAACACAACUUUAGAGAACAAAAAGCCCUCGAUAUUAGUUUUCCAUAAUCAUAAUAAUCCUUAUGCAUAAUACUCACUUCGGUUUUAGAGUAUUUUAAACACUAACCCUUAUGUGCUAGUGAUCGUAUCUUCUAAGAUAUAUGCUCUCCUAGUACCUACAUGUAAAUUUUUUACCAGUACAAAUCUAACCAAAUAUUUGUAAUAUUCACGUAAUGUAUGAAAUGCAAGUUUUAUUUAGGUUUAACUUAGAUGAAUUUACCAGUGUGUUUAGAAUAUUGUUUUAGUAUUUUUAAUAUCUAAUCAUUCCAUUAUGUCGUGGCCUCAAUUUCCGUGUGUAUUGUGCUACAAUUUCAUGAAUAUUUUCUUUAUUUAAUUUUUGGUGACGACUACUUAUGCUUCGAUUAUAGCUUUUGUCAAUCGAUUCGAAUUUAAAUCGAAUCGAAAUUCUAACCCUGUGUUUUUUUUCAAACACAACCGAAUAAAACUCGGAGCAUACAUUUUGUAAUAGUUUCGAAAUCAAAUUGAGGUUACGUCCGAGUAUGUAAUACUAAUGAAAGUACAAAUAGACAUGACGUGUGCUGUUUUAUUAUUAUUUAACUUUGUGUGUUGUUUGUUUAUACAAUUUAUUUAUCUAUUUACAUUGAUAAAUCUGUACAUUGAUGAUCUGAUCUGGAGAUCUUGUAGUUCUUGAAACAAUUAAGCUUUUAUUGAAACUUACAAUUGGGAACGUAACAUGGGCUCAUAGCAAAUGGGGAUAAUUUAAAAUGACCCAUUUAAGUACAUUAUUCUUUCUAAAUAAUGUAUGAAAAUGAGCUCAUGGUGCCCUAGGAAUAAUAGUUUAUAAUAGGUUAGUAUACUUAUCUAGGUAAAAACUAAUCUCUUUUAAUUAGAAUACUACCAAACUACGAAUCUGGCAACACAGCCCAGUGGCCCUAUAUAUAAAUUCUGAACAAGGUUGCCUUAUGAAAUAAUUGUUGGCAGUCUAAAAUACAUAUUUUUAUCGAAUAUUUUGCUAACGAUGUACAAUUUUAUAUACAUUAUAUUUUUAUUAUUUUCUUGUACUAGUGAUUUGUGAGUCUCUAUAUAUUGAAUGAAGUGAUUUUUUAUAGGAUAAUUGGAUAAGAGCCCUAUGCGGCUUGAUGUAUUUUUGCUAAAACAAUGUAAUACUUUAGAGGAAUUUAUCCCGAAUUUGACAAAAGUGGGGAUUUUCGGGGUUGUCAUUAUAAUAAGCACGAAUUGUGUAAGGACUGGCGCAAAUUAAGUUUGGCUGCAUAUUUUCGCGAAUAAUAUUUUUUUCCAUAUAAAUAGUUAUUGGAAGAUGAAAAUAACUUGCCCCAAAAAUACAAUUUACAUUGUUAUAACAGUUUGCGCCAAUCCUAAAUUAUUUUUUUAAUACUAAGAUCAUUUACAGUGAAAUCAAAGUUACCAAUGAGUGUAUGUUUUUUAUAUCAGUGUGCGUACAUUUUACUAAAUUAUUUGCAUCUAGUGUUAAUUAUUUGUAUUAACUUAUUAACAGUUGUAUUUUAUUUUUGUGUGUAUAUGUGACAUUAUGUUUUAUUUAUACAUUGAUUUUCUUAGACCUUUUUAUUCUUAUUAGUAUUUUAGCGAUAUUUGACCCAACCUCGUAAUUUAUUUUAUCGUUUAACGUAUUCUUGUACAAAUAGUGUAAACAAAAUGAAUUGUGAUUAAAUGAGUUGAUGAUGAUACAAA
Messenger RNA from Helicoverpa armigera (cotton bollworm), 5915 nucleotides. RefSeq names its product bumetanide-sensitive sodium-(potassium)-chloride cotransporter (gene Ncc69). Gene Ontology annotation, cellular component: membrane. The record is from RefSeq and is a predicted model, not a curated record. Gene Ontology annotation, biological process: cell volume homeostasis; sodium ion homeostasis; potassium ion import across plasma membrane. Gene Ontology annotation, molecular function: sodium:potassium:chloride symporter activity. Lineage: Eukaryota; Metazoa; Arthropoda; Insecta; Lepidoptera; Noctuidae. The transcript is spliced from 24 exons. The coding region runs from base 297 to 3755 and encodes 1152 amino acids.